AUGGCUAUCUAUCUAUCUAUCUCCAUAUAUCUGUGUGUGCGUUUAUUAUUUGUUUGUUCAUCAUCUAUAUAUCUAUAUAUCUGUUCAUUAUCGAUGUGUUUAUUAUCUAUCUAUCUAUCUAUCUAUCUAUCUCUCUCUCUCUCUCCCUCUAUAUAUAUAUAUAUUCACUAUGUAUUUACUCGCUAUCUAUCUACCUAUCUAUUUCUGUAUCUGUUCUUUAUCUACUUCUCUAUUUCUCUCUCCAUCUAUCUAUCUAUCUAUCUAUUCAUUAUCUAUAUAUCUGCUUUUAUCUAUAUUUAUUUGUAUCUAUAUAUCGAAUCUUUCUUCCAACUGCGUGAACCGCCCUGUUAUAUGCAGCCGCAGUCAUGUUCAAAUCUAUCUAAGAAUGUUUACGUCUAUGUCUGUUCGUAUCUAUCUAUCUAUCUAUCUAUCUAUCUAUCUAUCUACAAAUGUUUUACAGUCCUUCUCUGUCGUUUGAUCCCAUUUAUACUGUUCUCGUAUAUUAAAGCAGCUCAUUAUAUCUAUCUAUCUAUCUAUCUUUUACGCGCCAAUAGUACGCUUAAAAAUCUAUCUAUCUAUCUAUCUAUUUUUUCUUUUUUUUCAUGCCUCUUUUUUUUUUUACUAUUUUCCUCCGCCCUUUCUUUCUUUCUUUCUUACGAGCAUAUUUUUUCAUUUUCUCUGCUAAUCUAUCUAUCUAUCUAUCUAUCUAUCUUUUCAGGUACCGUGUAG
Molecule: messenger RNA, 729 nt
Organism: Acanthosepion pharaonis
Lineage: Eukaryota; Metazoa; Mollusca; Cephalopoda; Sepiida; Sepiidae
Source: the annotation of a GenBank genome assembly